This is a messenger RNA of Stegodyphus dumicola, 3523 nucleotides long. RefSeq lists its product as uncharacterized. The record is from RefSeq and is a predicted model, not a curated record. Gene Ontology annotation, biological process: signal transduction. Gene Ontology annotation, molecular function: molecular adaptor activity. NCBI's taxonomy places the organism in Eukaryota, Metazoa, Arthropoda, Arachnida, Araneae, Eresidae.
GUGUCUGUUUUCGUGUGAAUGUGUGAUAGAGAUGCUUAUUAUCCGUUAAUCGUGUAAUUUACGCUAAUGAAUUCCAGUAGUAAAUGUUGUGAUUAUGGAUAAUGAAAGACAGAAAAAAAUUGAAGCAGGAAAACUAAAACUUGCUGAAUUUAAAAAGAAAAGAUUAAAAAAUGAAAAAGCGAAAAAACUUUCUGAAAAUCCUGUUUCUUCAACUGCGCAGGAGAAUUGUAGCGGUAAUCUCAAAGAAAAACAAACAAUUGAAGAAAGCACAUCCAUGAAUAACUGCACAAUGAAGGAAUAUUCUUCAUAUGAUAGUAAUAGGGACAAUGCUGUAGAUAAAUCUUCAGCACAAGAAGGAGUCUUGCAGCUCUCUGAUGAAAGUGAUGAUUCUGUACCUUUUCCUGAAGAAGCUGAAUUAGUUUCUUUAUAUGAUCAGAAGAUAAAAAAAUAUCAAGAAGCUAUUUGCCAGAGAGAUGCCAUUAUUCAGCAACUAUCACGUAGAUUAGAGUCAGCUAUGAAUAUGAACCAAGCUAAAGAAUCAGCUGGAAAUCAAGAGGUGCAGAAUUUAAAAGAAGAAAUUAAUAUGUUACAUUUACAAAUGAAAGAGGCAGCUGAAUUGUUAGAAAAACAAAAAUCCAAAAAUGAAAUGCAAGCUAAUAUUCAGAAUGUUGAAGAUUUAUCCUCAAGUAGCUGUAUUUCAAAAUUUGAAUUAGGAGUACAAGUAGACGCAAAAGAAAUUUCUUCAUUGCAAUCAUUUGACUUUAAGAACACUAGUUUAUUCAAUGAUAUUCUUUCAAGUGAUUCGACAAGUGAUGACUCAUCAUUCUUUGUAAUUCAGAAAGUAAGUGAAUGUUUACAAGAUAAGAUUUCUCAUGUACAGCUUCAAGAAUUAGUAAAAUUAAUCAAAGAAAGACUAGAUCUCUUUGAAGCACCUCAUCAUGCUAAAAGCAAUAAUGACAAUGAUUUAGUUACAGAUGGACAAGGGAAAGGUUUUAAUUCUUCUAAUGAAGCAAUGUCUACUCUAUUAAAAAGGAUAAUUUCUUUAAAUAUUGUUGCAAAAUUGAUAGAAUCUCUAAUUAGUAUAGCUCCUGUCUCUACAAAUGCAAGUGCUACAGACUUUUCUCCUAGCAAGUUUCAGAGUUUCUUUCUAAAGCGUUUAAAUUCAUCUGAAACAGAUGACUUGAUACCAAAUAUAUCUGAAAAUGAAAGUGUUCCAUCUGAUAUCAACUAUGCUGAAGUAGAAACACCUUGUAGAAUUCCUUUUUCUGGCAAUCAGUCCAUUAAGUCAUCUAUUGAAAAACUUCGAAAUAAAGAUAUUUCCGAAGAUAUCAAUCUUGUGACAGAGUUUUUGGCAGAUGAAAUGGAAAAAAUAUCUGAAUCUGUAUCAGUUUUUAAACUUGGAGCACAAGGAGAUAGUAUGCUUCAAUGUAAAGAAGGAGAAGUAUCUGGUUUGCAAGAAGUGGUAGGCACAUCUGAGGUAAAAACUGGACAUGAACGUGAUUAUGAAAGCAUUUUACGCCAAAAAGCAAAAUUACAAAUUCGUAUCAAGAACUUAAAGCAAUUGGACAAAGAAUUAAUAGAAGAAGAACAAAAUGUAUAUCAGAGAUCUGUAGAAAGUGAUACUUUAGUUAAUUCUGAAGAUAAUCUGCUAAUGGAUGAACCCCCAUUAUCUUGUGUUAGUCUUCUAUCCUUAACUGAUAGUGAAUGCAAAACUGAAUAUGUUACAACCGAUUCUGAAACAAAUUUCAGCAGAAAAGUUUCAUUUGAUAUGACAAAGCCUGCACAAGAACAGGAAAUAUGUGUUAAAUGUGAAAAAUAUCUUGAACUAGUAAAAGAAAAAUAUGAAGAUGAAAUAUGUAUCUUAAAAGAAACUUUAGAAAAUAACCAUAGCCUUCAAAAGAUGGAGUUGUUAGAAAGCAUAAAAGAACUUAAAUCUGAAAUUGAAAAAUUGAAAUCUGAUAAAGAUGACUUGAAUGUGCAAUUGAAUCAACAAAUUGAAUUGCUUUGUAAAGAGCAUGAACUUAAGAUACAGUAUUUGACUGAAGAACAUAAUAAGGCAUUAACACAGUUGCAGAACUCUUGUAGUAAAUUUGUUCUUGAAAAAGAUGAAUUAGUUGUCAAAGUUAAAGAUUUAGAAAAUAAAUUAAACAUUGCUAAUGAAAAGACAAUUGAAGCUCUGAAUGAAAAAGCAAAAAUUGAAUGCUCGCUUCCUAUCCAAAUAGCUGAUUUGGUGCAAGAACAUCAGCAAGAUUUAGAGGCUUUGAAAACACUUAGUACUGAACAGUUAAAUCAAGAAAAGAAGAAACUGGAAAUGGAGCAUUUGGCUUCAAUUGAAAUGUUAAGGAAAUUACAUGAUGAUGAAAUAGAGGACCUUAGAUCUCAAAUUCAAAAGGAAUUUCAAGAAAAGGAACAAAAAUUAAUUAAUGAACAUUCAAAAGCUAUAGGUUUAAUUGAAGCAGCUCAUUCUGAUGAGUCUGCAACAUAUCAGAAAAAAAUUGAGCAGUUGCUUGAGGAAAAGUGUGAGCUUCUAUCAAAAACAACACAUGAAUAUGAAACAAUAUUAAAAAAGAAUCACAAAGCUUUAAUUAUAUUAUGCAAUCAACUAAGGGCAAAAGUUAGUAUUCAUAAACAAAGAAUGUUAAAUAGUAGUUUAAAAUCUUCUAAUAGUGAUAAAGACUUUAGUGAAUUUGAUAUUUUUGAUGACUUGAAUAAUAGUUUGGAAAGUGGACUUGUUAAAUUUUUGAACCAGAAUUACUUUAUGAGCAAUGCCAAUAAAAGAUCAAAUGAUGCAGACUAUCUAGAAGAAAGAUCAUCUCUGUCUGAUCUUGAAGACAAAGCAAAUGAUCCUAAAACAUCUAAUAUGACUGAUGAACAGAACUUGGAUCAAAUGGGAGGUGGUGAGCAAAUGUUUAAUCGAGCUGUUUCUGAAGUUUCAAUUGAUUCUGAUGAUAUGCAGAUGAUCUAUUCAGAAAUCAAUAAAUUACAAGAAGAGUUUCAGAAAGAUGUUGCUAUGUAUAGAGAUGUCAAUGAACAACUUCAUCAGGAAUGCAAAACUCUUCGGAAACAAAUAAACGAACUAGAGCACCAUAAAGAAGAUCUUGAAAUGCAGCUUCAUUCAAAAGAAAAGGAAUUGGUUGAUAAGGAAUCUCAGUUAGCUUCUAUGGAUGCUGCAGCAGUGAAGGGUGGCAUAAUGGGUUCCCAGCUUUCAUCUACUGAUAUUAGGUCUUGGCAGGUGCAUGCUGCAGACCAAUUCUCGCUUACUUCAUGUGCUAUCAGACCUAGUCAAAACAUUUCUAGAUAUUGAAAAUGAUAUCAACACUCAUCUUCUAGAACAUGGUCUUAUACCUUCUCGUGCUGGGAAUCUGCAACAGCAUGAUGAUGAAACAGGUCAAAGUGUUGGUUCUAGAGAAGAUUUUACAUCUCUUAGUCUUGGUGAAUGCCCAAAUCUUGAACUGACUGAAGAUGGUCCAGAUCUCACACCUAGAGCCUGGGAUUUGUUUUCUGUCGUUGGUACAUAUGAUAC